AUGAGGUUACUAUACUUUGGUUUAAUACCUAUAGGUUUAUACCUUAUCUUCAAUCAAUUGUUCUACACAUGGUUACCAACAAACUAUAAAUUUGAUAAAGUAGUACUACAACAAUUAGUACAAGAAACAUUAAAUGAAUUUCCUCAAGGUAAUGCAACAGAAAUAAUGAUAAAUUUAACUCCUAAAUUACAAAAACAAUAUCCAGGAUUAAUUAAUGAUUUAACUUUUACUGAAUGGUUUUAUAAUAAUGCAGGAGGAGCAAUGGGACAAAUGACAAUUUUACAUGCUUCAAUAUCUGAAUAUUUAAUAUUUUUUGGUACAUCAGUUGGUACAGAAGGUCAUACAGGUGUUCAUUUUGCAGAUGAUUAUUUUACAAUUUUAACUGGAGAACAAAGAGCUGCUUAUCCAGGAGUAUUAACUCCUGAAAUUUAUAAACCAGGUGAUCAACAUCAUUUACCAAAAGGUCAUGUUAAACAAUAUGCAAUGCCUGGUGGAUCUUUUGCUUUGGAAUUAGCUCAAGGUUGGAUUCCUGCAAUGUUACCAUUUGGAUUGUUAGAUACUUUAAGUUCAACAUUAGAUUUUCAUACUUUUUAUUUAACAAGUUAUUAUACCGCAAGAGAUAUGAUUAAAAAUUUAUUAAAUGGAAAAUUCUAA
Messenger RNA from Lodderomyces pseudojiufengensis, 654 nucleotides. It is a transcript of the gene ERG2, whose product is annotated as C-8 sterol isomerase. Gene Ontology annotation, cellular component: endoplasmic reticulum. Lineage: Eukaryota; Fungi; Ascomycota; Pichiomycetes; Serinales; Debaryomycetaceae. The transcript has a single exon. Bases 1 to 654 code for a protein of 217 amino acids. Gene Ontology annotation, biological process: ergosterol biosynthetic process. The record is from RefSeq and is a predicted model, not a curated record.